AUGGGCGACUGGUCAUUCCUGGGCCGGCUUCUUACCGAAGUCCAGAACCAUUCCACCGUCAUCGGCAAGAUCUGGCUCACGGCCCUGCUCAUCUUCCGCAUCCUCCUGGUCACGUUGGUGGGGGAUGCCGUGUACGGGGACGAGCAGUCCAAGUUCACCUGUAACACCCUCCAGCCCGGCUGCACCAACGUCUGCUACAACAGCUUCGCCCCCAUCUCCCACCUCCGCUUCUGGAUCUUCCAGAUAGUCCUGGUGGCCACACCCUCCAUCUUCUACAUCGUCUGCCUCCUGCACCAGGUGGCUCUGGAGGAGCGCCUGGAGGUGGAGAGGGACGGGCUGCUGGAGCUGUGGCUGAGGCAGGCGGCCUCCCGGCAGGCCUUUCCAGGCUCCGGGGGCCUGGUGCCCUCCAUCCCCCUGGAGGGGCAGAGUGUGGACGGGGAGGAGGGCCUUCCCAGGCCCGCUUCCCAGGACCCCGUCCAACUGGCCAACCGCGUGUUGGUCAUCUACAUCGUGCACGUGGUCUUGCGAUCCUUCCUGGAGCUGGGAUUCCUGGUGGGCCAGUAUUACCUGUUCGGCUUUGACGUCCCCCACUUGUUUCGCUGCGAAACCUACCCGUGUCCCACCCAGACGGACUGCUUCGUCUCCAGGGCCACGGAGAAAACGAUCUUUCUGAAUUUUAUGUUUGGGGUGGGCCUUGGCUGCUUUUUCCUGAACUUGGCCGAGCUGCACUACCUGGGCUGGCUCUUCACCUUCCGGAUGCUUUUCAGGGCUUGUGUCAAUUGCUGCCAGUACCUGGGGAAGGCUUCCCCGCCCCACAGGCCGUGGCUCCUGCCUCUUCUGGACUCCAGUCAGCAGAGGAUGCUCCUGGAAGCCUCCUUGCUGCCUGCGUGGGGGUCCGGGCAUCCUGUGCACACGGUGGUCCCUGUGACUAUGGAUGCAGCACAGUCAGCUUUGGAGGGACACACCAACCACAAAUCUACAAAGGAAAAGCCCCCCAAAAUGCCUCUCAGGAAAAAAUCCUGGUUAUAG
Sarcophilus harrisii (Tasmanian devil) is the source of this 1029-nucleotide messenger RNA. RefSeq names its product gap junction delta-2 protein-like. Gene Ontology annotation, biological process: cell communication. NCBI's taxonomy places the organism in Eukaryota, Metazoa, Chordata, Mammalia, Dasyuromorphia, Dasyuridae. The transcript has a single exon. Gene Ontology annotation, cellular component: connexin complex. The record is from RefSeq and is a predicted model, not a curated record. Bases 1 to 1029 code for a protein of 342 amino acids.